CAGUGAAUUUUGGAGGAAAAUAUGGUAGAAAAUAAAGGAAAUGAUAGGGUCAGUCAGCAUCAAUCUUUGAAAUUAAGUUAAUUUUUAAAGCACUGCACAGUUAAAAUGUUUUUAUUAACAAAAAACUACAAUGAACUCAUAAAAAAUAAAUAAGUAAAAGCUUUUGGUCCCUCCUCUGGACGGACACAUUCAGAUCUACAGAGUUGACCCUGAAAUCUACCUGAGAGGCACACCUUCCAUUCAGCCUGCUGACUCUCCACUGCGCAUGCGCCCCUGGCUCAAGGGCUCCACUGUCAUGGCGCUGACGAGCUGAAGCUACCGGGGUCGAUCAGGAAGCAAAUGCAGCGCAGCUGGGUCAGCGUUGUCAUCGAAGCGAGUCUGCGGAGUUUGAGGCAGCUCUCCGCGCACACCUCCGUCCCUUCACCGGCUGUUACCGGAGCUGCCGAGGGACUCCCCCCGCCCCGCUGUCUGUGAGUUGUCGCUUCCCCGCUGAAGUGAACUCUCUGGCAGUAUAGCUUUCGCCGCUCCGCUCGCACGCAGACACGCGCUAAAGAAACUGGAUUUAAUUGAGUCCGAGCGGAGGGAAAACUGCCCGAAAAGGAGUUCCACCUCACCUGCAUUACUCCGCGUUGCCUCGGGACACUUCGCAGCUUUUUCAAGGGAUUAUUUCGCCUGUCUGGCAUCAAGUUACGCACCGGAGCAGAGGAGUUUCAUUGGUGACAUUUCCAGUCGCCUACAAAUUCUCCCUCUUCUAUUUUGUUUUUAAUCUGUACCCACUCUCGACCUAGUUUGGAUGGGGGAAGAAACCGCUUUUGGCUCACGUGCACGUAGGCUGCACACUACCCAGCUGAGGGACUGACUGACAGAGCCCUCUUUCUGCUCCGACACAUCAGCUGCACUCCCCCCAUCAUCAUCCUCAUCACCGGAGGUGAACAGGUGCCUCACCUGUGAACGCCACCUGUCCUUCCGUAGCCAUGGCUAGCGCGGAGGCAGCGGCGGCGGAUGGAGCGGGCGCCGCGGCGCUCAACCCCGGAGUGCCCAUCCGCGGAAUCCGCAUGAAAUUCGCCGUGCUCGCCGGCCUGGUGGAAGUUGGGGAAGUUUCCAACCGGGAUAUUGUGGAGACGGCGUUCAACCUGCUGGUGGGCGGUCAGUUCGACCUUGAGAUGAACUUCAUCAUUCAAGAACCGGAGAGCAUCGUGUGCCUGGUGGAGCUGUUGGACAAAUGCGAGCCGACCUGUCAGGCCGAGAUAUGGAGCAUCUUCACCGCCAUCCUCAAGAAAAGUGUCCGGAACCUGCAGGCGUGCACUGAAGUGGGUCUUAUUCAGCAGGUGCUCCAACGGAUCGCCACCACUGACAGCAUGAUAGCAGACCUGCUGGUGGACAUGCUGGGUGUCCUCGCCAGCUACAGCAUCACAGUGAAAGAGCUGAAGCUUUUCUUCAGCAAGCUGCAAGGGGAGAAAGGCCAGUGGCCAUGUCAUGCAGUGAAGCUCCUGUCUGUGCUGAAGUACAUGGCUCUCAGGAACGGUCCCGACUCAUUCUUCAGCUUUCCAGGGAAAAAUGCUGCUGCAAUCGCUCUGCCCCCCAUAGCGAAAUGGCCAUACCAGAACGGAUUUACAUUUCACACGUGGCUGCGAAUGGAUCCUCUGAACAACAUCAAUGUGGACAAAGACAAGCCUUACCUUUACUGCUUCCGCACCAAUAAAGGCCUGGGGUAUUCGGCACACUUUGUAGGCGGCUGUUUGAUAGUGACGUCGCUAAAAUCAAAGGGCAAAGGGUUCCAGCACUGUGUGAAGUACGACUUCAAGCCCCAGAAGUGGUACAUGGUGACUAUAGUUCACGUCUACAACCGCUGGAAAAACAGUGAAAUGAGCUGCUUUGUGAAUGGAGAACUGGCUUCCUUUGGGGAUAUUCCCUGGUUUGUCAACACCAGUGAUACAUUUGACAAGUGUUUCCUGGGAUCAUCAGAGACGGCGGAUGUAAACCGAGUGUUCUGUGGACAGAUGGGGGCAGUUUACCUGUUUGCAGAAGCUCUCAGCGCCGCUCAGAUCUUGGCUAUCUAUCAGCUGGGUCCAGGCUACCAGGGCACGUUCAAGCACCGGGCCGAGAGCGACCUGCUGUUCGCGGAGCAUCACAAGACUCUGCUGUAUGACGGCAAGCUGUCCUCUAGCAUCGCCUUCGCAUAUAACCCGCGCGCCACAGAUGCUCAACUCUGCCUCGAGUCCUCCCCCAAGGACAAUGCCUCCAUUUUUGUGCACUCACCCCACGCACUGAUGCUGCAGGACGUGAAGGCUGUGGUGACUCACUCAGUCCAGAGCGGCAUUCACUCCAUCGGUGGCGUGCAGGUCCUCUUCCCUUUGUUUGCACAGCUGGAUUACCGCCAGCCUUCCAGCCAGGAACUGGACACCUCUGUUUGCUGCACUUUGCUGUCCUUCAUGAUGGAGCUCCUGAAGAACUCUGUGGCUAUGCAAGAGCAGGUUUUAGCCUGCAAAGGCUUCCUGGUCAUUGGCUACACGUUGGAGAGGUCUUCCAAGGUGCAUGUGACGCGACCCGUCCUGGACAUCGUUCUGGCCUUCUCUAGAUAUCUCAGCAACUUGCAGAACGGCAUCUUGCUACUCAAGCAGUUGUGUGACAACAUCCUGUUCAACCCUGCCAUCUGGAUUCACGCACCUGCCAAGGUGCAGCUGACUCUCUACACAUACUUGGCGACAGAGUUCAUCAGCACUGUGACCAUCUACAAUGCAAUACGCAGGGUGGGCACUGUGCUUCAGGUCAUGCAUACACUAAAAUACUACUACUGGAUUGUCAACCCGCAAGACCGCAGUGGAGUGGUGCCUAAAGGCGUUGAUGGUCCAAGGCCAAACCAGAAGGAGCUCUUCUCUUUACGAGCAUUUCUCCUGCUGUUUGUCAAGCAGCUAAUAAUGAAGGAUCAUGGGGUGAAAGAAGAUGAGUUGCAGAGUAUCCUCAACUACCUCCUGACCAUGCAUGAGGAUGAAAACCUCAUGGAUGUACUGCAGCUGCUGGUGGCUCUAAUGUCUGAACAUCCUGGUUCAAUGGUCCAAGCCUUUGACCAGAGAAAUGGAAUUCGAGUGGUUUAUAAGCUUUUGGGCUCAAAAAGUGAAGGAAUCAGAGUCCAGGCACUGAAGGUCAUGGGCUAUUUCCUGAAAAGCUUGUCACCAAAGAGAAAAACCGAGGUCAUGAUGAGUAACGGGCUGUUCUCGCUGAUGACUGAGCGCCUGGUGCUCCACUCCAACCACUUCACCAUGACAACCUACAACGUGCUCUUUGAGAUUCUCACAGAGCAGAUCUGCACUCAAGUGAUCCAUAAACAGCACCCAGACCCAGACUCCACUGUGAAGAUUCUCAACCCACAGAUCCUGAAGGUGAUAGCUGCACUCCUGAAGAGCUCCCCCCAAUCCCCCGAGAGCAUGGAGGUGCGCAGGGUCUUCCUGUCAGAUAUGAUCAAACUGUUCAAUAACAGCCGAGAAAACCGCAGGAGCCUGCUGCAGUGCUCCGUAUGGCAGGACUGGAUGCUCUCUCUGUGCUUCAUCAAUCCACGAAACAGCGAAGAGCAGAAAAUCACCGAGAUGGUGUACGCCAUCUUCCGCAUUCUGCUCUACCACGCCAUCAAGUACGAGUGGGGCGGCUGGCGCGUCUGGGUGGACACACUGUCCAUCACCCACUCCAAGGUCACUUUCGAGCAACACAAAGAAAAUCUGUCUCGGAUGUUCCGUCAGUACCAGGAUCAGGAGUUUGCCGGCUCCGGAGCCGCCGUUCGGACCGUCUCCGGCGUCAGCGAAAGCUCAGAGGCCACAAAAUGUAUUAACGGGUCAUCAGCAGAGGAGACGGCGCCCUCCACUGUUAUCGAGCUGACGGUGGACAGUCUUUCUCAGAAAUCCCUCGACUCAGCAUCCAACUCCACCCUAACCUCCAGGCCACGGUCGGACAGCGAGCCCACAUCCAUCACUGUGUCCAACAUCCUGGCCAGAGAUGAAGACAAAGAGCAGAAAGGGCCGGAGGAGAACUCCAGUGAUGGCUUAGAUGCUGGAAAGGAAAAUGAAGUUGCAGUGAUUGAAAUGACCAACUCUAAAGAGGCUGAUUCUGAGCCAUCCAGAAGUGAUGACUCAGCUGCUGAGAGAGAGGAUAAAAAAUCAGAAAACAAAGACGUUUCCUCGACCUCUGAAACCGAAAACCCUCCAGAACAAGCAGACGAGGCCGAGCAAACAUUAUCUGAACAUGCAGCCUCUCUGGACAACUCUGGAGCCGGUGGAGCUUCUGUCUUCAACGAGGAUUUGGUCGACGUGUCAUCUGUAAGCGACCAAGUCCAGCCAAGUGAUGCUGAUGAAAGUUUAGAGGAGUCUUAUGUUUCUGCUGCAACUGGAGAAGAUGGUGAUGUAGGAGAAAAGGGUGAUGGAGAAGAAGAUGGUAAAAGGAAAGUCAGUGAUCAGGGAGAAGAGGAGGUUAAAAAUGAAGAACAGACAGAGAGUCAGGAGCAGGAAAAGGGAGAUGAGAACACUUCAACUGAUGCACCUCAACAGAGUGACGCAGAAGCUCCUAAAGAGGAUGUCAGUGAUACACAGUCUUCCUCUGUAGCAGCGAGUAAGGACCAGCAACCCUCGGACGCCACACCGACCUCUUCAUCCCAAGAGGCUCCAAAUCAGCCUUCAAAUGCUGGUGGCACAACCACAGAAGAAACCCAGUCCAGUGCUGCCGACACAAACCCCUCCAGCUCUGACACCCCCAAGAGCCCAGAUUCUCUCAGCAAGACCAAAGAGAUCAAAAUCGCCAGGCUGGAUGUGUCCAAUGUGGCCCUAGACACUAAGGGGCUUGAACUGAAGGAGACCUCCUCAGCGGACACAAACCAGGGUCAGGCAGCUACAGCAACAGCACCAGAGGCAGGAAGUUCCUCAGGCCAGCAGAGAGAAGGCAGUACAUCAGCGCCUCGCUCCACCAUGUUCCGCAUCCCAGAAUUCCGUUGGUCCCACAUGCACCAGCGUCUUCUCACAGACCUGCUCUUCUCUAUAGAGACGGAUGUCCAGAUGUGGAGAAGUAACACCACAAAGACGAUCCCAGACAUUGUGAACAACAGCGAGAACAUCGUGUUUGUCCACAACAGUGUUCACCUCAUCUCCCAGGUGGUGGACAAUCUCAUCAUGGCUUGUGGAGGCAUUCUACCUCUGCUGUCCGCUGCCACGUCUUCCUCUCACGAACUGGAGAACAUUGAGCCGUCUCAAGGCUUGCCUCUGGAGGCUUCAGUUACCUUCUUGCAGCGCCUCAUCAACCUCGCAGAUGUUCUCAUUUUUGCCAGCUGUCUCAACUUCACAGAGAUAGAAGCGGAGAAAAACAUGUCCUCUGGGGGGAUUCUGCGGCAGUGCCUUCGCCUUGUGUGUGCUAUGGCAGUGAGAAACUGUCUGGAGUGCCAGCAAACCCAAUUAAAGCAUGGUGCAGAAAGCUCAGUGCGCAGCCACCCAGCCAUGCCCGGUACUUUACUGGGGACAGCUAAAUCUGCGUCUGCGCAGAGUCCCGUUGAUGCAGUGACAGGCGGCAUGUCUCCAAUCAGAGAUCUGGACCGCCUGCUUCAGGAUAUGGACAUUAAUCGCCUCAGGGCUAUCGUCUUCAGAGAUAUUGUGGACAGUAAGCAGGCCCAGUUCCUGGCUCUAGCUGUGGUCUACUUCAUCUCAGUCCUCAUGGUUUCCAAGUACCGGGACAUCUUGGAGCCACACAAUGAUAAGAGACGCCCUCAACGCUCCCAGUCUGCUAGAAGUUCAGACAGUGGAGCUGUUUCUGGUGGAACAGAGGUGGACGGCAGCUCCUCUCUCCGUCGCUACGAUUCUGGCAUCGGCGAAGACCACACCUCGGCAGCGGCCAGCGAGGCAGACCUGUCGUCCUCUGGCAUGGCUCACGGUCCAGACGCCGUCUCAGAAGCCUUGUCGACGCUCUCUUCUGAGGUCAGACCCGCUCUGUCCGCCGACUCAAAGGGCAAGAAUGUGAAGGACAUCCUGCGCAGCCUGGUGAGCACUCCAGCUGAGGACGUCAUGGUGGACCCUGCUUUGCUGCCGCCGACCUUCCUCGGAUCAGUGGGGGACGUGGCCAGAGACUCCUCCCUCCAGUUCCGCUCUUUUGAUAGAAGUGUUGUCGUUGCCCCUAAGAAAAUGGGCACAGUGCCAUCUCCGGCUGCUUCCAAGCCGGCCCCAGCGUCCACUGCUGGAUCUGGAGCCCCGGUGGACAAUGUUGCUGUGGUGUCGUCCGCUGAUGCCUCCCAGAGCACCUCUGCAGAUGCUACAGUUUCAGGCGGCCAGGUUCCAGCCAGCCCAAGCCUGCCAUCUGUCCCCCCACUGUCCCCUGUGACCCAGAACACAGCCCCCAGUAUGAGUAUUUCCGAGCGUCUGGAACACGCCCUGGAAAAGGCGGCGCCCCUGCUGAGGGAGAUCUUCGUCGACUUUGCCCCCUUUCUUUCUCGAACCCUGCUUGGCAGCCACGGACAGGAGCUGCUGAUCGAGGGCACCAGUCUGGUGUGUAUGAAGUCCAGCAGCUCUGUGGUGGAACUGGUCAUGCUUCUAUGUUCUCAGGAGUGGCAGAACUCCAUCCAGAAGAAUGCUGGGCUUGCCUUCAUCGAGCUGGUCAACGAGGGAAGACUUCUCAGUCAUACCAUGAAGGACCACCUGGUUCGUGUGGCUAAUGAGGCUGAGUUUAUCCUGAGUCGACAGAGGGCUGAAGACAUCCAUAAACAUGCAGAAUUUGAGUCUCUAUGUGCUCAGUAUGCAGCCGAGAAGCGAGACGAGGAGAAAAUGUGCGACCACUUGAUCCGAGCAGCCAAGUACAGAGACCACAUGACGGGAACACAGCUCAUCCAGAAGAUAGUGAACAUACUGACUGACAAACAUGGAGCCUGGGGAAGCUCUUCCUUAAGCCGGCCGAGGGAGUUCUGGCGCCUGGACUACUGGGAGGACGAUUUAAGGCGGCGACGUCGCUUUAUCAGGAACCCCUUCGGAUCCAGUCACUCAGAAGCCACGCUCAAAGCGGCAGCCGAACACGCAUCUGACGAGGAUAUCCUCAAGGGCAAGCAGUCCAUCAGGAACCAGGUUCUGGGAAAUCAGAACUCUGAAAGCGAGACGUCACUGGAGGGAGACGAUGACACUCUGUCAUCUUUAGAGGAGAAGGACCUGGAGAACCUAACAGGCCCGGUAAACCUGAGCACGAGCGCACAUCUCGUGGCUCCGGCUGCUGUUGUGAAAGGCACCCUGUCUGUCACCGCCUCCGAGCUCUUCUUUGAGGUGGAUGAGGACGAGCCCAGCUUCAAGGCCCUCGAUCCAAAGAUUUUAGCCUACACUGAAGGGCUUCAUGGAAAAUGGCUCUUCACAGAGAUCCGAGCUGUCUUUUCCAGACGCUACCUGCUGCAAAAUACUGCGCUGGAGGUGUUCAUGGCCAACAGAACGGCUGUCUUGUUCAACUUCCCCGAUGCAGCCACAGUGAAAAAGGUGGUUCACUGCCUUCCUCGUGUUGGUGUGGGCACCAAUUUUGGCCUUCCACAGACCAGACGCAUCUCUUUAGCUACACCCAAGCAGCUCUUCAAGGCUUCAAACAUGACUCAACGCUGGCAGCGCCGUGAGAUAUCCAACUUCGAGUAUCUGAUGUUUCUUAACACCAUCUCCGGCCGCACCUUCAACGACCUGAACCAGUACCCAGUUUUCCCCUGGGUCAUCACCAACUAUGACUCGGAGGAACUGGACCUCACUUUGCCCAGCAACUUCAGAGAUCUGUCCAAGCCAAUUGGAGCCCUGAACCCUAAGAGGGCAGCAUUCUUCUCAGACCGCUACGAGUCAUGGGAGGAUGAUCAGGUGCCCAAGUUCCACUAUGGGACACACUACUCCACCUCCAGCUUCACCUUGAUGUGGCUGCUCCGCAUCGAGCCGUUCACCACAUUUUUCCUCAACUUCCAAGGAGGGAAAUUUGACCACGCCGAUCGCACCUUCUCAUCAGUGUCCAGAGCGUGGAGGAACUGCCAGAGAGACACGUCUGACGUGAAGGAGCUGAUCCCAGAGUUCUACUAUCUGCCUGAGAUGUUUGUCAACAGCAACAAUUACAAUCUGGGAGUGAUGGAGGAUGGCACUGUCGUGUCUGACGUGGUUCUUCCGCCUUGGGCCAAAAGUCCAGAAGAGUUUGUGCGGAUCAAUAGACUGGCCCUGGAGAGCGAAUUCGUGUCCUGCCAACUUCACCAGUGGAUCGACUUGAUUUUCGGCUACAAGCAGCAGGGACCAGAGGCCACUCGAGCCCUCAAUGUUUAUUACUAUCUGACGUACGAAGGUGCCGUCAACCUCAGCUCCAUCAAUGACCCCUUGCUGAGAGAGGCCGUGGAGUCUCAGAUCAGGAGCUUUGGACAGACUCCCUGCCAAUUACUGAUUGAGCCACACCCACCCCGAAGCUCCGCCAUGCAAGUGUAUCUUCUCCUGCAGACUCCAAUGAUGUUCACGGAGCAGAUGCAGCAAGAUGUCAUCAUGGUGCUGAAGUUCCCGUCCAAUUCUCCUGUCACAUACGUAGCAGCCAACACGCAGCCGGGUCUCGCUUCAGCUGCCAUCAUCACCGUCACCGCCAACCGCCUCUUUGCCGUCAACAAAUGGCAUGGCUUGACAGGUCAUCAGAGCUCCGCAGAGCAGCAGUACCAACUUCCUGUGGAAAUUGACCCUCUGAUAGCCAGUAACGUGGGCACUCACAGACGCCAGAUCUCUGACCUGCUGGAUCAGAGCAUUCACAUCAGCUCCCAGUGUUUCGUCAUCACGGCAGACAACCGCUUCAUCCUCCUGUGCGGCUUCUGGGACAAGAGCUUCCGGGUCUACUCCACCGACACGGGGAAACUAACUCAGAUUGUGUUCGGGCAUCGCGACGUGGUGACCUGCCUCGCCCGCUCCGAGUCGUACAUCGGAGGAGACUGCUACAUCCUGUCGGGCUCCAGAGAUGCCACCCUGCUGCUGUGGUACUGGAACGGAAAGCUCUCCAGCAUCGGAGAAACGCCGAGCACAUUUACCACGCCGAGAGCCAUCCUGACGGGCCACGACUGCGAGGUGACGUGUGCCAGCGUCUGUGCAGAGUUGGGGCUGGUCAUCAGUGGCUGCAAAGAGGGUCCUUGUCUGAUCCAUUCCAUGAAUGGGGACCUGCUGCGGACCCUGGAGGGGCCGGACAGCUGCCUGCAGCCCCGACUCAUCCAGUCCUCCAGCGAGGGUCACUGCGUGGUUUACUACGAGAAGGGACACUUUUGUUUGUUUAGCGUCAACGGCAAACUGCUGGGACACAUGGAGGUGGAGGACAGCAUCAAGGCUAUGCUUCUCAGUCGGGAUGGCCAGUAUUUGCUGACCGGAGGGGACGGAGGCGUGGUUUGUGUCUGGCAGGUCCACAACCUGAAGCAGCUCUUCAGCUACCCGGGCUGUGACGCAGGCGUGCGCUCCAUGGCCAUGUCACACGACCAAAGGUGCAUCAUAACAGGCAUGGCGUCUGGAAGCAUCGUCCUCUUCUACAACGACUUCAACAGGUGGCAUCACGAGUACCAGACCCGGUACUGAGGCCCGACCCACGGCACAGACGGAGAAACGAAGGCGUUUGAAGCGUGGCCUCUCAUCCAUGGCGCUCCUCUGUCGAGAGCCUGAACUCCUGAAUGUAUCUCCACACGAGGAGAAACAAAGAUCUGUCCUGUUGUAGUACAAGAAACUAUUUUUAAACAACACUGCUAUAUUUUGUAGAUCAGAUAGAAACGUUUCAUAUAAAUCUUUAGGUGGAGGUUCCAAACAGAUCUAUUUUUAGCUGCAAGUCUAUUUUCAUCUCCUCCAAAACAGAAAUGAGGGAUGUGUGUGGAGAGUUAUAAUCCAAACAUUUGAAAUCUUCUGUCUUCUUUGGGUGAGUGAUCUUUUUCUGUUGGUGUGUUUUAUGGGGAAUAAAUAUUAAACUAUCAUUCACAUCUUUUUUUCUUGUUUUGGCACAGUAGGUAGACAUUUAUUGUUUGAAGAUAAACAACUUAAGAGGGAAAAUACAUUUAUAUAAAUAUCUAUAAAUAUAUGAAGCUCAAAUGUAGUCCUCCAUAUUUAAUGUCUAAUCUGUGUUUCCUUGCGUGGCUCAUUUUCAGUAUGUUAACACUUCAUUGAGGAUCAAAUCUGUUAAAUUGAAGGAGUCAUCCUGGAUUUUUUUAUUACAAGAUCUUAGGAAACCCAAAGUGAUAUAGGAGGCCUUUGUUUUUUUGUUUUUUGUGGUCAUCACAGCUGUCAGAUUUAAGAAAUAAAUUCCCCUGCAAUGUGUUCCAGCACCAAAUACUACAUAUUUUGAUGGUCAGGAAACAUUCCAGUCUCGAAAGUUGGAUUUCCACUUGUAUGGGAAAUGCUUUUAUCAACUAUAACUUUUUUUCUUUUUGAAUCAUUUUGGAGUGUUUUGUUUGCUGAUUUCUGAAAAUUAAAAUAAAAAAAGAAGCAUUUUAUAACUUGAAA
Molecule: messenger RNA, 10463 nt
Organism: Oryzias melastigma (Indian medaka)
Lineage: Eukaryota; Metazoa; Chordata; Actinopteri; Beloniformes; Adrianichthyidae
Gene: lrba
Product: LPS responsive beige-like anchor protein
Exons: 56
Coding region: 975-9551 (2858 amino acids)
Biological process (GO): intracellular protein localization
Cellular component (GO): membrane; cytosol
Molecular function (GO): protein kinase binding
Source: RefSeq, a predicted model, not a curated record